AUGCUGUCCCGCAAAGGCAUCAUCCCCGAGGAGUAUGUGCUCACGCGACUAGCGGAGGACCCUGCAGAGCCCCGGUACCGUGCCCGUGAGCGGAAAGCCCGCUUUGUAUCCAAGAACGGCAACUGCAACGUGGCCCACAAGAACAUCCGGGAGCAAGGCCGCUUCCUACAGGACGUGUUCACCACGCUGGUGGAUCUCAAGUGGCCAUACACGCUGCUCAUCUUCACCAUGUCCUUCCUGUGCAGCUGGCUGCUCUUUGCCAUGGUCUGGUGGCUCAUCGCCUUUGCCCACGGUGACCUGGCCCCUGGCGAGGGUGCCGCUGUGCCCUGCGUCACCAGCAUCCACUCCUUUUCGUCUGCCUUCCUUUUCUCCAUUGAGGUCCAGGUGACCAUUGGUUUUGGCGGCCGCAUGGUGACUGAGGAGUGCCCUCUGGCCAUCCUGAUCCUCAUUGUGCAGAACAUCGUGGGGCUCAUGAUCAACGCCAUCAUGCUGGGCUGCAUCUUCAUGAAGACGGCCCAGGCCCACCGGCGGGCCGAGACCCUCAUCUUCAGCAAGCAUGCAGUCAUCGCCCUUCGCCAUGGCCGCCUCUGCUUCAUGCUGCGCGUGGGCGACCUCCGCAAGAGCAUGAUCAUCAGUGCCACCAUCCACAUGCAGGUGGUACGCAAGACCACCAGCCCUGAGGGUGAGGUGGUCCCCCUCCACCAGGUGGACAUCCCCAUGGAGAAUGGUGUGGGUGGCAAUAGCAUCUUCCUGGUGGCUCCGCUCAUCAUCUACCACGUCAUUGACGCCAACAGCCCGCUCUAUGACCUGGCGCCCUGCGACCUGCACCACCAUCAGGACCUUGAGAUCAUCGUCAUCCUGGAAGGUGUGGUGGAAACCACGGGCAUCACCACCCAGGCCCGCACCUCCUACCUGGCCGACGAGAUCCUGUGGGGCCAACGCUUUGUACCCAUUGUGACCGAGGAGGAUGGCCGCUACUCCGUGGACUACUCCAAGUUUGGCAACACCAUCAAAGUGCCCACACCACUCUGCACAGCCCGCCAGCUUGAGGAGGACCCCAGCCUGCUGGAUGUCCUGACCCUCGCUCGCGGGCCCUUACGCAAGCGCAGUGUGGCCGUGGCCAAGGCCAAGCCCAAGUUCAGCAUCUCUCCAGACUCCCUGUCCUGA
This is a messenger RNA of Rangifer tarandus platyrhynchus (Svalbard reindeer), 1167 nucleotides long. NCBI's taxonomy places the organism in Eukaryota, Metazoa, Chordata, Mammalia, Artiodactyla, Cervidae. The record is from the annotation of a GenBank genome assembly.